AUGUCGUUCCUUCGACGGUUCUCGUCCGCCGCUUCCUCUCUGAUUCCUUCCAUCCCAAACUCUUCUGGUGCACCCGCACCUCAUGUCCCACGCCGACCGACAGAAACCUUUUCAAGAACAUCGAAAGCAUUCGUGGAAGAAGAAGAAAUUGACGAGAAAGCUUCUCGAGCAUCAUGGGAAAUGUCAGAUAAUGAGUCUGUAUCUUCAAAGGGAUCAGGAUCAAGUAAAUCUGGAGCAUCUUUCGCUUCCUCCGCCUCAAGCGAUUUAGACAAGAAAAGCUUCGAUGAUAGUGAUGAUUCGAGCUCAGACGAAAGCGAUGAUUCUAUCCUCGACAGAGGGGGUAGACCUAGAGAUAGAUACGACAUGAUGGUCAGGUACCUCUGGAAUGUAGCAGAGAGACAAGGCUGGUUCAGAGAUGCUGAAUUUGAUGGCUUGGUCUCCAUUCGAGUCCGGAAGAGAGUACUUAGGACAUACCCUCAGCCCAAGAACACCAAGAAAGGUGCAAGGGAAUUAAGCAGGCGAAUCAAAGAGUGGGAUGGUGCUGUUUCAACACUUAAUCCUGAAGUCGCUAUGAAAAUCACAAGUAAAGUCGUACAGGCCAUCAUGGCUCGAUGUGCUGAAGACGCAAUUGAAAUUACACUCGAUGUCAAUACGCGAAUCCAGAUUCUCGACGAUCUGACUCAACUUGCAGGUGCUCGUAAACAUCAAUUCGCGGCAUUCGUGCGGGCCGAGGCGUGUCUGGUCGUUUGGGCAGACGAAGUUGAGACCCUUGUACCAUCCGCAGAAGCACUGGAACAGCGUAUGAUUGCAUAUGUAUGGUCAGGUAGACAUCACGAGUUGAAACUGCUGGAACCAGAGGACGAAUCUGAAGAUGAGAUCGAUGAAAAGGGCGAAGAUGAAGAUGGUUGGGUGGAUCGGGAUGCCGAAAAGGAAAAAGAACUCGCAGAUGCAGAUGGCGAUCUGGGUGAGGAAAAAGUGGGAGGCAAAGAAGGUGAUUGGGAGAUGAGAGACAGACGACCCGUCAUGCUUUACGCUCCUUUGGUGUCUGGUUUAGCAAUGAUUUUGACUUUUGUCUUCAUCGGUUCUGGUAUUAGAAAUUUGAUCAAGGAAGUCUUGUUGGAUGGCUCAUAUAUCCGUUUCGCUUUGAUAGCAACUUCGCCUUUCGGUUAUCUGCUUGCUAUUUUCUUCUCAAUCUGUGUCAUGGGUAACUUGUGGCAAAUGUUCGGUCCUGUCGCUCAAUGUCAUCAAAACUCGUCUUUCUACUCUGGUAAAGCACCCGCCCGGAUGACUGGUAGAUUACCUCACAUCACAAUUCAAAUGCCUGUCUACAAGGAAGGAUUGGAAGGUGUCAUCAUUCCUACUGUCGAAUCUUUGAAAAAGGCUAUUACCACUUACGAACGACAAGGUGGAUCCGUCAACAUCUUUGUAUUCGACGAUGGUAUGCAAUUGUGGGACGAAGAAGAGCAAGAAAUCCGAAAGGCUUAUUACGAUCGUAACAAUAUCGGCUGGACCGCUCGACCUAAACACGGUAAAGAUGGAUUCAUCCGAAAAGGUAGAUUCAAGAAGGCUUCUAACAUGAAUUUUGGUAACCGAUUGUCACUUCGAGUAGAGGAAAUCAUGGAUGAACUUCGUCCCAACGGCGAAGAGGAAUCUGACCCCAAUUGGCAUUGGAGCGAUGAGGAUGAACGAGAAAUUUAUGACGAGGCCCUAGCCAGAUCACUCGAAGAAUCCGAGGGUAUCGCCUGGGCUGCUGGUAACAUCCGUGUAGGAGAGAUCAUUCUGAUUAUUGAUUCCGAUACCCGAGUUCCUGAAGACUGUUUCCUUGAUGCCGCUUCUGAGUUUGCUGCUUCUCCCAACAUCGCCAUCAUUCAACAUGAGUCCGCGGUCAUGCAAGUCGUCGGACAUUUCUUUGAGAAUGGUAUCACUUCGUUCACUACCCGUAUCAACACUGCUAUUUCCUUCUGUGCCGCCAACGGCGAAGUUGCGCCUUUCGUUGGACAUAACGCCUUCCUGCGAUGGGCUGCCAUUCAGGACGCUUCUUUCAUCGACGCCGAUGACGGUAUCAGAAAGUGUUGGUCUGAAUCACAUGUGUCUGAAGACUUCGAUCAAGCUUUGAGAUGUCAAAUGAGAGGAUGGAGUCUGCGAUGGGCCGCUUAUUCAAAUGGUGGUUUCCAAGAAGGUGUUUCUCUUACCGCUGAUGACGAGCUCAAUCGUUGGCAAAAAUACGCAUAUGGUUGUUCGGAGCUUCUUUUCCACCCUUUCAGACAAUGGUUCACCAAAGGCCCUAUCACUCCUUUGUACCGAUCUUUCGUUUGGGCCGAUGGUAUCCCUCUUCACUCCAAAAUAUCUGUAUUGGCUUAUAUCUCUUCAUAUUAUGCUAUUGCUUGUUCCUUGUUAUUAUCCCUUGUCAAUUGGGUUCUGAUAGGCCUUUUCGACGAUGUGCUCGAUUUGUUCUACCUCUCAUCAUGGCAAGUAUUCUUGACAUGUAUUGUCAUUUUCUGUGGUCUUUCGAAUGUCUCCUCGGCCCUUUUCCAAUAUCGAUUAAACGCCAAUUCGCUGGGUAACGCCUUGAUACAAAACUUUAAGUGGAUCGUCUUCUUCUUUUUCUUCUUCUGUGGAAUGUCCUGGCAUUUGUCCACUGCUUUGUGCGCACAUUUGACUGGAUAUAAUAUGCAAUGGGCUUCAACUGUUAAAGAAGUCGAACUAUCACAUUUCUUCAAGGAGUGGCCUGCAAUGUGGAAACGAUUCUGGGAUAUCUGGAUCGUUUCAUGGGUGAUGAUUCUUGGUGUCGCUUUUAUGGCUUCUCCUUUGGUACCUUUAGGAUAUAGAAUUACAAACUUUACCUGUAUCUUACCUCUCAUGGCACAAGCAUGUUGUCAUUUCCUUUACCCCAUCGUGCUUAAUCCUUGGUUACUUUUGUUCCAAUUCUAA
Molecule: messenger RNA, 2931 nt
Organism: Kwoniella shivajii
Lineage: Eukaryota; Fungi; Basidiomycota; Tremellomycetes; Tremellales; Cryptococcaceae
Exons: 13
Coding region: 1-2931 (976 amino acids)
Source: RefSeq, a predicted model, not a curated record